Cooperia oncophora is the source of this 621-nucleotide messenger RNA. Lineage: Eukaryota; Metazoa; Nematoda; Chromadorea; Rhabditida; Trichostrongylidae. The record is from the annotation of a GenBank genome assembly.
AUGGGUGGAGCUCUAUGGAAAGUGCACAUUCCGAUGAGGAAUGCUAUGAUAGUUGGUUAUGAUUUGUACCAUGAUUCGACACUUUAUGGAAAGACCAUUGGUGCAUGCGUGUCAACGACAGACCAGGACUAUACUCAGUUCUAUUCACAGACUCGUCCCCAUGAAAAUCCUACAGAACUCAAUGUGCUGGGCGAAUCAAAUCUGGCCACUUCAUCAAAAGCGCUUCAUAAGUACUAUGUAGCUAACAAUCGUACACUCCCGGAUAAAAUCUUCCUUUAUCGCGAUGGGGUUGGCGACGGGCAAAUUCACUAUGUGAAGGAUCAGGAGGUAACUUUGGUGCAGAAAGCGUGUGAAGAAAUCGUGGAGAAGAAGAAGGCAAAACCUAUCAAGCUGGCUUUCAUCAUCGUCACGAAAAAGGGAGCACCCGAUGCACUGUUGACAAACCCGGAUCCUGGCACGGUUGUCGAUACGGUUGUCACACGUCCUGAGAGAUAUGACUUCUACCUUGUUCCACAAUUUGUGAAUCAAGGGACUGUCACACCGGUCUGUUACAAUGUCAUCUUUGACAAUACAGGUCUGUCGCCGGAUCAUCAUCAAAAGGCAAGUUUUGCUCAUUUGGGG